AUGGUUAGGUUUAAAUUGUUACUUGGGAUGAUGAUCUGUCAUUCUUAUUAUCUCAUUUACGUUCAAACUCGUAUAGUUAUCACGCUUGAUUCAUCGAGUUCCGAAGACUCUUCGGCGACGAAUGAUGAACUUCCUCAUUGUACUGAUCGGCUGAAAAAUCAAGAUGAGUCUGACAUUGAUUGUGGGGGUCUUCAGUGUCCUAGAUGCCAAGAUUCGUUGCACUGUAAAACAUGCUAUGAUUGUAUCAGUAAUCGAUGUCAAAACAACAUAUGUGUUGCUACACCAUCCUCAGAUACAACAAUCAUGACUACAACGAUUAAGACUACCAAAUCAACUACUAGUUCACCCGUCAGUACAACUACCACCAAGCCCAUGACUACAACCACGCUAUCAACGACGUUGCCUAGAAAUACAACUUUGACAACUACAAGCAUGAUCUCCGAAACUUCCACGACCACCUCAAUCACUCCAGAAUCGAGUAUAUCCACCAGAUCGACCACUUCAGCAUCUAGCACAACGACCAAUCCAAGCACUUCAGAGCUCAGUACUACGACCACGUCCACCACUGUAGGGUCAAACACGUCGUCCACUCCAGACGCCAGCACCGCAAUCACUUCAACAACUUCAGAGUCUACUACAACAGCUUCAACAUCAACGGUUCCAACUAUGAAUACAACUUCGGGAUUCUUGGAGGCCACUUGGACAACUUCGACAUCAACUUCAACCUCGGCAUCACCGACUCCCACUACGAAUACAACUUCAGGAUUCUUGGAGGCCACUUGGACAACUUCGACAUCAACUUCAACCUCCGCAUCACCGGCUCUCACUACAAAUACAACUUCGGGAUUCUUGGAAGCCACCUGGACAACUUCGACAUUAACUUCGACCUCGGCAUCACCGGCUCCCACUACGAAUACAACUUCGGGAUUCUUGGAAGCCACCUGGACUACUUCAACCUCAACGUCAACCUCAACUUCGAUCUCGGCAUCACUGACUCCCACUACGAAUACAACUUCGGGAUUCUCGGAGGCCAUCUGGACAACUUCGACCUCAACGUCAAUGCCAUUAUCUGUAAAUACAACUUUAACGACGAAAAAUGUACCGUUGGAAACUUCGACGAUUAUUUUGACAACGUUGGAAACAUCGCCGGGGAACUCGGGUCAAACCAAUUUUUGCGCAACACAUAGUCUCUCUAUUGUUCUAUGUAUAUAUAUGACAGUUUCCGUAUCUGUGCCUUGGUGUUUUGGUCUCACAUGA
Messenger RNA from Adineta ricciae, 1257 nucleotides. NCBI's taxonomy places the organism in Eukaryota, Metazoa, Rotifera, Eurotatoria, Adinetida, Adinetidae. The record is from the annotation of a GenBank genome assembly.